GUUGCACAGCGCAUGCACAGACACACGUGCAGUAUAGAACAGGCAAGACUAGGGUACAGUGCAUCCAAACAACCAAACCUUCCUAGGGCCAGGGCCAGCAAGGAGCACUUUAUCUCGGAUUUCACUCAAUCGGCGCAGCACAACUUCAAGGGUGCAUCGGUUGGCCAAUUUGGGACACUUCAAAGUUCAAGUAUUUAGGUCGGAAAAACACCUUUAAAAUGGCAGAACAACCGCCAUCAAAGAGAAUGAAAGCCACUCAAGGAAAACAGUUGAAUGAAGGCAAGACCAAGAUCAUCUUCGAGCUGCCAAACUUUGAAGUUCUUCUUCAAUCCAAGGACAGAAUUUCUGCCAACAAUGCCCAGCGUGUCAACGAGCUGGCAGGAAAGGCUGCAAUCUCCAAUGCCACAGCUUCAAAAGUAUUUGAAUUUCUCAACUUGAUUGGCAUCAAGACCCACUUUGUUAGGCAAGAUACCGAGACGGCAUUCAUCGGCCGUCGAUGUGAUAUGAUUCCUAUUGAGUGGGUCACAAGGCGUGUAGCUACCGGCUCCUUUCUGAAGCGCAACCAGGGGGUUCAUGAGGGGUACCGCUUUGCACCCCCCAAGCUAGAGUAUUUCUAUAAGGAUGAUGCUGCAGGUGAUCCUGAGUGGUCCUAUGCCCAGCUGAUUGAGGCCAAGAUGACCCAUGGAGGUCGUCUUAUCGGAGCCCAUGAGAUUGAAAUCAUGGGUCGUAUGACCGUCACCGUGUUUGAAGUCUUGGAGAAGGCUUGGGCAGCUCUAGACUGCACUCUCAUCGACAUGAAGAUUGAGUUUGGUGUAGAUGCCGAGACAGGUGAGAUCUUGCUUGCUGACAUCAUCGACAGUGAUUCGUGGCGUCUGUGGCCGGCAGGAGACAAACGACUGAUGGUGGACAAACAGGUCUACCGUGACCUCAAGGAGGUCACCGACGAUGCCCUCCAGCAAGUUAAGAGGAACUUUGAAUGGGUUGCAAAGAAGCUGGACGAUUUUAUUCCCAAACCCAAGGCCCAGGUGGUGGUGUUGAUGGGCUCGGCCAGCGACAUACCCCAUGGAGAGAAGAUCAAGAACGAGUGCUCAUCCUUUGGCUUACAUUGUGACCUCCGAGUGACCUCAGCGCACAAGGGCACUGACGAGACCCUUCGCAUCCUGAAGUACUACGAGUCGCUAGGUAUCCCUGCAGUUUUCAUUGCUGUAGCGGGUAGGAGUAACGGCUUAGGACCUGUUCUAUCAGGGAACGCAACCUUCCCUGUCAUCAACUGUCCACCAGUCAAGGCUGACUGGGGUGCGCAAGACAUCUGGUCCUCUCUUCGCUUGCCAUCAGGACUUGGAUGUACCACCACUCUGUCACCAGAGGGCGCUGCCUGGCAGGCUGCUCAAAUCUUCGGCUUGACCAAUCACGUUGUUUGGGGACGGGUCCGUGCUCGUCAGCUCAACACAUGGAUCGGACUGAAGGAAUCCGACAAGAAACUCCAGGAUUCUCUUGCAUGAUUUCUUCCUUCUAACAUAAGGGUACUAUUUUGAUCAAAAUCAAGGUAUUAAAUUUCAUUUCUAUGUCAAGUUGCAGCUUUCCAAGAAUUGAUAGUAAACUAUAAGUACUAUAGAAAUCUUCUCUUAUCUUUGCAGAGGGCACUUGGUCAAAUGUUCAUAUUCAACCAUGUAUUAUAUGUAUUUCUCCUUGACUAAUUGUCAAGUAUUUCUUUGUGGUGUUUGCCUUGAAAAGCCAGUAGGUUGGGGGGGGGUGCACUCUCUACUUCUCUUGUGCAUUGGUAUAUAUAAUGUUGAUUGCAAUGUCAAUCAGUUCAACUGCCAAAAGAUUUUAUCUCUUCAAAUCGAUAAUCGAUUCAUGUACACAGGUCUGCUGAAAAUUUACUCCAUAUAUUUGUAUUACUCUGUCAAUUCUUGCACUUUGAUGACUAGCAUAUGGGUUUGGGUAUAUUUUGAAGGUGCUAGUCUUUUUCAUUGUGGAAUGUAUUUCAUUGUGUAUAUCUUAGGAAUGCAUGUGUAGUCAAAAUUUUAUUCUAAAUCACAAAUGAAUAGCUAUUUGUUUUUUCCUGUUUCAGUAUUCUCUUUGAUUUAUUCUCAAAAUAAAAAUGAUUUAGGAAGUUUACGAGGAGUGAAGGAACACAGUGGAAUAAUAAUUGAUAUUUAAUUAUAUUGAAUUUCUGUAGAUUAAAUUGGGAUUACAGGAAUAUACCAUACAUAGAAAAUUCACCUUUCUAUUACUGAAAUGGACUCGAUAGAUGAGGAACAUAAUGAUUUCCUAUGGAGAUUUUAAUCUUAUGUCAUUUACAUCCGGCAAUUCAUGUCUGUUAAAGGACAGCAAUCAAUAUGAUACUAGUCUUAGUAUGCCUUACUGUUUGCUUCAAUUAUGGAGAUCAAGAUGUCUAAAAGUAGCCUAUUAUAAGAGAUUCCUAUUAUUGUAUUCUGAUGUGUAUGAAUUCAAAAUGAAUUCUGAGGCUCGAACUACAUUCCUUUUGAACCCUAGUGGCGUUGUGAAACAAGUUCUUUUCGCCAUUUAAUGUUUGGAUGGAUUUUGAUUAUAUUCUUGGUUAGCAGCAUUUCAUUCCACCAUUAUUGUAAAAUUGUAAAAAUCCCUUGCUCAGCAAAAUCUCACUUUUUCUCCCUCUUUCAUCAAUUUUUUUUUCUUCUGGAAUAUUGGAUCAUUAAGGGAUUUUCAAUGAUUUAUAUAAAGGAUAAAAAUAAAGUAUAUCUGAAAUAUUCCACACCAAGAACUGUUUUUCUAGUUUACUUUGGAGAAAACAUGAGAAACUCGUUUGCUGUGGGAGAUAUUUUGUGUAGAAUUUAUUUACAUUUUGUUUAUUAGAAGAAAUAAAAACUGGUCUGUCCGGAGCACAAACACAUGAA
Molecule: messenger RNA, 2879 nt
Organism: Strongylocentrotus purpuratus (purple sea urchin)
Lineage: Eukaryota; Metazoa; Echinodermata; Echinoidea; Camarodonta; Strongylocentrotidae
Gene: paics
Product: multifunctional protein ADE2
Exons: 8
Coding region: 219-1502 (427 amino acids)
Biological process (GO): 'de novo' IMP biosynthetic process
Molecular function (GO): phosphoribosylaminoimidazolesuccinocarboxamide synthase activity
Source: RefSeq, a predicted model, not a curated record